AAUUGAGAAAGGAUCAGAACAGAGUGUUGUUCAGCCCGACGACGGGCCCUUCUUACUGUUUCUUCUUCCUGAUUCCAAUCCGACUAAACCCUUCUCCUCCAUCAGCUAAAUUCCUCACUCUUUUCUUCUUUUUCUGAGGGCUCUUUCAACUCUUCUGGCGGUUUAAUCUCAGUUUCACUAAUCAUAAUCUUUAUUUUUGACCACACUAAACGUAUUCUCGUUUUUGAUUAAGCUCUGACGGGGAAUUCGGAAUCUGUCGGAGGUUUGUAUGAUGGCAAACAACUUAACGGGGCAGCUCUUGGGCUCAGAGAUACAUGGAUUCCAUACAAUGCAGGAGUUGGAUGUUGGAAUCAUUAUGGAGGAAGCAAGACGCAGAUGGCUUCGACCCAAUGAGAUUCAUGCCAUACUCUGCAAUUACAAACAUUUUACCAUCCAUGUCAAGCCAGUGACUUUGCCGAGAAGUGGUACUAUUGUAUUAUUUGACAGGAAGAAGCUUAGGAACUUUCGUAAAGAUGGCCACAAUUGGAAAAAGAAAAAGGAUGGGAAAACUGUUAAAGAAGCUCACGAGCACUUAAAAGUUGGUAAUGAAGAAAGGAUCCAUGUAUACUACGCACAUGGUGAAGAAAACCCACACUUUGUCCGCAGAUGUUAUUGGUUGCUUGAUAAGAGUCUGGAGCAUAUUGUCCUUGUUCAUUAUCGUGAAAUACAUGAGUCACAAGGUUCUCCAGCCACACCUGUAUAUUCAAAUGCUAGUUCUCCCUCUGAUCCAACAACACCAUGGGUAAUACCAGAAGAAUUGGAUUCUGGGAUCGACAAGGCAUGCACUGGUGAGCUGAAUGACAAUUCAACUGUUAAAAGUCACGAACUGAGGCUUCAUGAGAUUAAUACACUUGAAUGGGAUGACCUAGUGGUUACAAAUGAUCUUAACACCUCUACUACUUCCACUCCGACUGAAGGAAAGGUUCCAUUUCUUCAUCAAGAAAAACAAAUUUUACUGAAUGGAAAUUCAAGCAGGGUGGUCAACAAUCAAUCUGCGGAAAUUCAUUCUUUUGAUAUUCUGAACAAUUCAAUUGAUGGGAACAAUAGUGCUCAAUACAAUUUUUCUGAAAGUUUGAAUCUUCAGACAGCCACCAAUCAGUUAAAUUCAAAUGCACAGAGUGGACAUUCUAGCACCAUGGGUGGUGGUGAUUUUGUGGGAAAUAUCAUCAAUGACACUCUGCAAAGCCAGGACAGCUUUGGAAAAUGGAUAAACAAUAUGAUGGCUGAUUCACCAUCUUCUAUUGAUGACUCAGGUCUUGAAUCCUCAGUUUCAUCUGUUCAUGAUUCAUACUCUUCAGGGUUGGAUAAUCAUCAAUCUUCUCUGCCAGAACAAUUAUUUAAUAUCACUGAUGUGUCUCCUGUCUGGGCGUGCUCUGCUGAGAAAACAAAGGUCCUAAUAACGGGAUUUUUUCAUGAUGAUUAUGUGCACCUUGCAAAGUCCAAUCUGUUUUGUAUCUGUGGGGAUGUACCUGUUCCCGCAGAAAUUGUUCAAGUUGGUGUGUACCGAUGCUGGGUGCCACCACAUUCCCCUGGUUUUGUGAAUCUCUAUAUGAGUAUUGAUGGCCACAAGCCCAUAAGUCAAGUUGUUAAUUUUGAGUAUCGUACUACUGUUUUGCAAGACCCUGCAGCUUCCAUGGAAGACAGGCACAACGGGGAGGAGUUUCGACUUCAGAUGAGACUUGCUUAUUUGCUCUUUGCUACACAAAAGAGUCUUGACAUUACCUCUAGUAAAGUAUUACCUGAUGCGCUGAAGGAGGCUAAGAAAUUUGUCUCCAAGACAUCAUAUAUUUCCAAAAGUUGGCAAUACUUGAUUAAGUCUACUGAAGACCGCAAAAUUCCAUUUCCACAAGCAAAAGAUGCCUUGUUUGAAAUUGCAUUGAAGACUAGACUAAAGGAAUGGCUCUUGGAGAGAAUUAUUUUAGGUUGCCAGACUACUGAAGUUGAUGCCCAAGGACAAGGCGUAAUCCAUUUGUGCUCGAUUUUGGGAUAUACAUGGGUCGUUUCAUUAUUUUCAUGGUCUGGUUUUUCAUUGGAUUUCCGUGAUAAAUUUGGGUGGACAGCCCUUCACUGGGCAGCUUAUUAUGGAAGGGAGAAAAUGGUUGCUGCUCUAUUAUCUGCGGGUGCAAGGCCAAACUUGGUCACGGAUCCUACUCCUCAACAUCCUGGUGGAUUUACUGCUGCUGAUCUGGCUCAGGGGAAGGGUUAUAGUGGCUUAGCAGCUUAUCUUUCGGAAAAGUCUCUGGUUGAGCAGUUCAAUGAAAUGAGCAUAGCGGGGAAUAUCAGUGGCUCGCUGGAAACUACCAGCACAAGGGAUCCAGUAAAUUCUGAGAAGCUCAGUGAGGAUCAGCUGUAUAUGAAGGAUACAUUAGCAGCUUAUCGGACUGCUGCUGAGGCUGCAGCACGCAUACAAGCUGCAUUUAGGGAGCACUCACUAAAAUUACGAUCUCAUGCAGUUGAACUUUUCAGUCCAGAGGCUGAAGCACGCCAAAUAGUUGCAGCAAUGAAGAUCCAGCAUGCUUUUCGAAACUUUGAGUCGAGGAAGUCUAUGGCAGCUGCUGCUCACAUCCAGCAUACCUUUCGUACAUGGAAGAUGCGUAGACAAUUUCUCAAUAUGCGUCGCCAAGCAAUCAAAAUUCAGGCUGCUUUCCGGGCCUUCAAGGAGCGACAGAACUACCGCAAAAUUAUCUGGUCUGUUGGAGUGGUUGAGAAAGCAAUCCUGCGGUGGCGUUUAAAGAGACGGGGUUUCCGUGGCCUACAAGUAAAUCCUGUCCAAGAAGCAGCAAGUCAGAAGGAGGAAACAGGGUUUGUUACGGAGGAGGACUUUUUCCGGACUGGCAGGAAACAAGCUGAAGAACGUGUUGAGAGAGCUGUAGUACGUGUUCAAGCUAUGUUCCGCUCUAAGAAAGCGCAAGUAGAUUACAGGAGGAUGAAACUAGCCCAUAAUCAAGCAAAGCUGGAACUAGAAUAUGAAGACCUCCUUAAUUCUGAGGUGGAUAUGGGAGUGCUGGCAUAGGAUGAUACAAAGACAACCCCAGAAAAAAGGCUCAUAUUGUAUGGAUACAACCAACAAAUGAAUAAUCUAUGAAUGGUUGUUGGUGCCUUGGUUGUACAUUUUGUAGAUAUUGUUAAAUCCUAGAGUAGCUUUUCAAAUUUUGGCCCCUUCAAAUUGCUUUAAUAUCUUUGAACGGGUCAUCUUUGGAGCUUUACAAGUCAUAGGGCAAGCAUUACGAAAAUUCUAGUCAGGUCGACAUUUUUUAAGAAAAGAAACCAUCAUGCCCACACUUGAGAGAGAAAUAAAAUAAGAAAAAAAUUAGGAGCGAAAUUUUUUCUCUUUUAAGUAGUAGUGAGAUUCACUGUUAAGAGCGCAGAGUUCCUGAAUUUUGUUAUUGCACUGCAGCCCAAGCGCAUUGCUUAUUCCAUGUUAUUAUUGAGAGAACAGAUAAUUAUGGUAGUACGCUAAACAAAUUUCUUGUGAUCCCAGAGAAAAUUAUUUA
Molecule: messenger RNA, 3533 nt
Organism: Neltuma alba
Lineage: Eukaryota; Viridiplantae; Streptophyta; Magnoliopsida; Fabales; Fabaceae
Product: calmodulin-binding transcription activator 5
Exons: 14
Coding region: 269-3052 (927 amino acids)
Biological process (GO): regulation of transcription by RNA polymerase II
Cellular component (GO): nucleus
Molecular function (GO): double-stranded DNA binding; transcription coregulator activity; protein binding
Source: RefSeq, a predicted model, not a curated record